Messenger RNA from Fragaria vesca subsp. vesca, 765 nucleotides. RefSeq lists its product as uncharacterized. The coding region runs from base 30 to 599 and encodes 189 amino acids. The record is from RefSeq and is a predicted model, not a curated record. The transcript is spliced from 2 exons. NCBI's taxonomy places the organism in Eukaryota, Viridiplantae, Streptophyta, Magnoliopsida, Rosales, Rosaceae.
AGUCUCAUCCAACAAGAACAAGCAGAGAAAUGGAGAGAAGAAUAUUUGUAGGAGUUCGAAAGAAUACACAUAUUAAGCGUAAUAAGAAGAAGCUGCUCAUCAGAGUGUUAGAUUAUUUCACUUCUGAUUCUUACAUGUUUGCUCCUUUAAUUUCUCGUCCACCUUCUGCGUUUACCUCAUCCAUCAAGAAGUCAGUCACAGGAGUGAAAGUAAAAAAACCUGUUAUUAGAGAAAAGAAGAAGUUGCUCAAGAAUGUUGGUGACUAUCUCAAGUCAAACUGUUAUAUGUAUGCGCCAUUGCUUGCUCCACCUCGUUCAAUUAUUAGGUCUUCACGGUACGUUGAGAGGGUCACCACCACCUUGGAAGUUUCAAAGAGGAAAGUAAUUUUGAAAGGCUAUAAACCAAAUGAAAAAAUGGGAGACUUGGAGGAUCAAGCUUCCAAGGGCUCUCUUCCUGAAGAAAUCGUUAAGCAGCGAGCAUCAGUGCAGCAAGGAACAGUCAAGCACAAGGAAACGGUGAAGCUGAUGGUUCACAAUAGUUGUCGCUCAUCUAUGCCAGGCAGGACUGUUGGAAAGAAUCAAAAUGUGGUAGUCAACUAAACCAAUAUCGAAAAGAAUUGCUGGGCUCCCAGAUAAGGCAUCUGAUAGUUGAGUAAAUAUUUGGAGACAACAUUCUUGUACUUAACUGGUUUGUAGUUUAAGUUCUGUGUAUGUUGGAGCAAGAAUGGAUUGUAGAUAAUACUGUCAUACAAUGAUGUCUUUUUGG